Maniola jurtina (meadow brown) is the source of this 2029-nucleotide messenger RNA. RefSeq names its product endoribonuclease CG2145-like. The record is from RefSeq and is a predicted model, not a curated record. The transcript has 7 exons. Gene Ontology annotation, molecular function: RNA endonuclease activity. The coding region runs from base 202 to 1872 and encodes 556 amino acids. NCBI's taxonomy places the organism in Eukaryota, Metazoa, Arthropoda, Insecta, Lepidoptera, Nymphalidae.
CAUUUAACGAGGAACGUCAGUCGUUUGUUUUAUCAUUCGCCUACACAGUGUUGUACAGUUAACUUGCAAAAACUAAAAACUAAAAUAUUUUCCAUGUAUAGUUUACACAUUUCUCAGGUUUUUACUUUUGAGUUAAUAAGUUUAUUAGUCAGUGAAAUUAGAAUAUUUUAUGAUAUUUACUAGGGUUAAUCAAAAGUGAACAUGGAAAGUAACUUAAGAAGUUUAAUUAGCUCCUUAAUAUUUCUCCUUCAAAUAAGCUCAUGUUUUACCAAAGUUCAACGAUAUGACCCGAGCAGUGAAUUUUUACUACGGGAAGCUGGUGGAGUUGUACCCAGUAAUAAAAACGACUAUGCAGCUCAGUUUCCAAGUUUGCCAUCGUUGAAACCUAGUCAAUCAACCGUUAAUAAUAACGUUAAUUCGCUCACUACAACCAGAACACAAUUAUCGGGUAGACGAGAUUAUGUUGCUCCUCAACGUAGCUCGAACGCCCCGACGUCAACAACACCUUCUAAAUCAACAACUUUUCUAGCAAAUCCUGCAUCCUCUCCAAAUUCACCUAAAAGAGAUUACGUUGCCCCUCAGUGGCCAACACUUAGACCUGUAGGAACAUCGCAAAAGCAAGGAAAUGCAGGCACAACUCCAAUGCCAUCUACGUCACCAAAAAGAGAUUACGUAGCGCCACACUUUCCAAACUCAAAACAAGAAAAUAACCAACAUGGCCCAGGAAAAGUUAAAGAUCUCGUAAACUUUUAUGACAGUAAAUCACAAGGGGGAUCAACACCAUCACGAGGAUCGAGUUACAGUUCAAUUUUACAAGGGAUGAAAGGUAACCAGGUGCCAAAUUUAUCAACCCAGGUUACACAAUCUUCUACAAAAUCUCCAGGAAAUACCCCUAAACCUUCAAGCUUUAGUUCAGCUGUAACAGGCCCGAAAAAUAUGCAUUCUGGGCAGCCUUCCAUGACUACCCCCGCAACUCGUGGUAAACCCAAUAAGAAUCAAUUAAAUAAUCGUCCAACAAGCCCUGUUUUGCCCAGUUCUUUAGCAAAUACCAAUCAAGGUACAAACUCGAACAUUGCAAGUGAUACUGAAUUACAAACUGUCAGUGAAGAGCUGCUCCGAAAAGACGUUAAUAAUGCAGCUAAAUAUGUAGCAGUCAAUUAUCAAGAAAAAACAACAUCACAGUCUAAAGAUGACAAAGCUCCAUUGCCAUUGCUCACAAUUUCGCCAGAAGUAUGGAAUAUUACAACUAUUCAACUAUUUUUGCCAUUAUUAGAUAAUUAUGAAAGGGAUACCUUAACAAACGAACAUGUUACGUCUCAAGAGAGAAUUGAAGAAAAUAGUUUCAUGGACGUGAUUAUGGCUACGAGUGUUAUUCGUCAUUUAAUGAACUUCCUAAAAGAUAAAGGUUACGUUGCACAAGACCCUAAACAACAAAGAGAUUUUCUAAAACAUAUCUGGUUCGGCUUAUAUUCUAGAGGUCAAGGUAAAAUAAGCAGUUCAGGAUUCGAACACAUAUUUGUAUCAGAGCUUAAAAAUGGAGAAGUUUCAGGACUGCAUAAUUGGUUAUAUUUCUCCAAAGAAGAGGUAGCCAAUCGAAUCAACUAUUUGGGUUAUUUAAAAUAUGUCGAAUUUAAUGACAAAGGAGCUGUCAUUAAAAUGCAUUUUAACCAGCAAGGAGUGGAUAAGCCGGUUGAUACAAUGUUCAUUGGUACAUCACCUGAAUUAGAGAUUGCAAUUUAUACUUUAUGCUAUGUGACUCGAGUUGGCAAUGAUUGUAAACUCAAGCUUGGAAAUAAGGAUGUAAACAUUGUCACCCAUAACUUCAGAUACCGCAGCAAAAAUUAUAUUGGUAGCGGUUAUCCUCAAAUAUAAUUUUUCGUAACUACCAACUUAAGUGUUGCAGAUGUGCAACUUAAGUGACAUGAUGCAGCUUACAUUUACUGAAUAUACCUUUUUAUCUCGUGUUUUGAAGAUUUUUUUAUGUAAGCACUAUGUUAAAAUAAAAAAAAUACUUCAAUAUUACAAUGAA